AUGUUCGAGAAGCGCGAUGAUACAUUUGAUAAUGAGAUCGAGGUCUAUCACAUCCGUUGUGAUGCCAUGUCCGUUAACGUGUCGGCCUGCUUAUCUAUUUUUAAGGGCGGAGCCGCCAACACUAUUGUCAAGAUGCCAAAGGGUAUCGGUGCUGGUCUAUAUGCGCGUGUUAUUAGUCUUGUACCCCUUGGAACUCAGAAGCGCGAUAUCUCUGCUCGGUCUUUAUUAGAUACGUAUGAGUUGACAGUUGACUACGAUUUCUAA
This is a messenger RNA of Penicillium cataractarum, 264 nucleotides long. RefSeq lists its product as uncharacterized. Bases 1 to 264 code for a protein of 87 amino acids. The transcript has a single exon. The record is from RefSeq and is a predicted model, not a curated record. NCBI's taxonomy places the organism in Eukaryota, Fungi, Ascomycota, Eurotiomycetes, Eurotiales, Aspergillaceae.